Messenger RNA from Hypomesus transpacificus, 6866 nucleotides. RefSeq names its product solute carrier family 5 member 6a (gene slc5a6a). NCBI's taxonomy places the organism in Eukaryota, Metazoa, Chordata, Actinopteri, Osmeriformes, Osmeridae. Gene Ontology annotation, cellular component: membrane. The transcript has 18 exons. Gene Ontology annotation, biological process: biotin transport; pantothenate transmembrane transport; sodium ion transport. The record is from RefSeq and is a predicted model, not a curated record. Bases 684 to 2642 code for a protein of 652 amino acids. Gene Ontology annotation, molecular function: sodium-dependent multivitamin transmembrane transporter activity.
GCAACGUUUAUUGGAAUAUAUUCUCAAACCCUGUCAGUCUUUAGAGAUCAAAGCAUUGCUCUUUAAGAUGGUGACACCGGCCGUCCCUCUCGCGCCAACAUCUCACAUCGCCGAAAUGUGUUAAACCUACGCAAUUAUACUUAUUUGCGGUGACGUUGGACGUUACGGCACAUAUUCUAAGGUCAAUAAAAUGUCAAUUUAGGUGACAUUGCACAACUCGUCACUUCCAGAUGAUGCCCAUAGUUUGCGACGGAAGACUAUUAUUAGUCAGUGAAAGCACAUGUGUGUAGUGUGUGUGUGUGUAGCUUGACAAGCCAAGGUUGGGCGGUCCAAACCGUCGUUAGUGACAUCUUUCCUCCAUCCGACGGUGACUGACUGCGGCUCAUGAUGCUGUCUGAGCGUUCACGUCUCUGAUCUCCAAACCUGAAGCUGUCUCACGCGAUCGUACGCAGCAAGGACCACGCGGACGUUGUCCCUUUGUUUGAUUGGUCCUUGUGAGGGAGCCACGCCCACUAUCUGAGUACUAAGAGUGUUUCUGGGUGAGGACGACAAACAUCGUCUACUGAAGAGCCCCUCCCCCAUCGUGACCUGGUACAUCCCUAUGGGUGAUCAUCCUCCACCAGCAUCCUGAUCUCACCUCAGGAGCCCCCCCCCCUCUCUCCACCCCCACGCCCCGCGGCACCAUGGGAGACGUAGUGCGGAUGCACUUCUCCACGGUGGACUAUGUGAUCUUUGCCGUGCUGCUGGUGGCGUCUACGGGCAUCGGCCUCUUCCACGCCUUCUCCGGCGGGCGGCAGCGCACCACACAGGAGUUCCUGCUGGCCGAUCGCUCCAUGGGCUGCCUGCCCGUGUCUCUGUCCCUGCUGGCCACCUUCCAGUCGGCCGUGGCCAUCCUGGGCGUGCCGUCGGAGGUGUACGCCUUUGGGACGCAGUACUGGUUCCUGGGCUGCUCCUACUUCCUGGGACUGCUCAUCCCCGCUCACGUGUUCAUCCCUGUGUUCUAUAGGCUCCGCCUCUCCUCCGCCUACGAGUAUCUGGAGCUGCGCUUCAACAAGACUGUUCGCAUUUGUGGCACCGUCACCUUCAUCUUCCAGAUGGUCAUCUACAUGGGUGUGGUCUUGUAUGCCCCGGCCCUGGCUCUCAACGCAGUUACUGGCUUUGACCUGUGGGGGGCAGUGAUGGCUAUGGGCCUGGUGUGUACUUUGUACACCACACUGGGAGGUCUGAAGGCGGUGAUGUGGACGGAUGUGUUCCAGACGGUGGUGAUGUUUGCGGGCCAGCUGGCCGUCAUCGUGGUGGGGGCUGGCCAGGCGGGGGGCAUGGCUGAGGUGUGGAGGAAGGCUGUGAACGGGAGCCGCAUUGCUGGCCUGGACCUGAACCCUGACCCCCUGGAGAGACACACCUUCUGGACCCUGGGGCUGGGCGGGGUGUUCCUCAUGCUGGCCCUGUACGGAGUGAACCAGGCGCAGGUCCAGAGAUACCUCAGCUCUCGCACCGAGAGCGCCGCCGUCCUGUCGUGCUACGUGGUGUUCCCCUGCCAGCAGCUGGUGUUGUGUCUGGGCUGUUUGAUGGGCCUGGUGAUGUUUGCCCGCUACGGAGAGGACAGCCCUCUGGACAAGGGCUACGUCAAGUCCAACGACCAGAUGGUGCUGUACUUUGUGAUGGACGUGUUGAGGGAUCUGCCAGGCCUGCCUGGCCUGUUUGUGGCGUGUCUCUUCAGUGGAGCCCUCAGCACCAUCUCGUCAGCGUUCAACUCCCUGGCGACGGUAACCAUGGAGGACCUGAUCAAGCCCCACUUCCCGGCGAUGACGGAGGCCCGAGCCACGCUUCUGUCCAAGGGCCUGGCGCUGGGCUAUGGUCUGGUGUGUCUGGGCAUGGCCUACCUGGCCUCCCUCAUGGGCUCUGUACUGCAGGCUGCUCUCAGUAUCUUUGGCAUGGUGGGAGGUCCUCUGCUGGGUCUCUUCUGUCUGGGAAUGUUCUUCCCCUGGGCCAACCCCACAGGUGCGGUGGUGGGGUUGGUGGCAGGACUAGGCAUGGCCUUCUGGGUGGGCAUCGGUAGUUUUGUGUCCCGCAUGCCCCUCCCUCUGCCCCCCGGCAACGCCACCGCCCUCCCUGGAAACAUGACCACCGCUGUCAUGACAACCAUGAUCAGCACCAUCACAACCAAACAAAGAGCCUCGGGUCUCCAGGCUCUCUACUCUCUGUCCUACAUGUGGUACAGCGCUUUGAACUCCACCACCGUGGUGCUGGUGGGGCUGUUGGUCAGCAUGCUCACCGGGCCCAUGCAGGAGUGUGACCUGACCCCCGGCACGGUGUUUCCUGUCCUGGGCACGCUGCUCUUCUUCCUGCCCCAGCGCCACCGAGACAAGCUGUGCUGCGUCACCCCACUCCUGCACAAGGCCAGACCCCUGGACAGCCUGCCCUAUCAGAUGGCCCAGAAGGACAGUAAUGGUGUGGGGCUUACCAAGGAGGGGGAGAGGCUGGAGGAGGGGGAGGAGAAGAGAGGAGGCAAGGAUGACGAGAGAGGAGAGGUGGAGGAGAGAGGAGGAGAGGUGGAGGAGAGAGGAGGAGAGGUGGAGGAGAGAGUUACCCCUAAGCCUUCCUGUCCACUCGCUCACAUGGUGCAGGAGACAUUCUUGUGACCCAUGACCCCUCCCACACACACACUGCCCCACCCCACACACAACCCCCCAGACCUCCACCCUAAACCCUCCCACAACCCAGAAACACCACGCAUGCCCCCCUGCAGCUCACGCUGCCCCAGGGAGAGAGCCCUAUGGGGGCAGGAGGACCAGGCGACGCCCCUGGAUGACUCCGAAGAUCCAGGGCGCUGAGAAAGGCAGGAACUAACCGACAUGUUCCAGUCUUCAAUACACACCAUCUUGAAUUCACUGUACCUCUCUGACGCUCGCACACACCUAAAGGUCACCUUUCAGUCAUGAACCUCCAGCAGAGGGUAGAGCAGCAUCAGUCUGCCUGAGGGAAGACCUGGAGACGACACCACACCACCUCUCCCUGAAGCCAGAGGAGCAGCUCUGUUGCUGGUCUGAGGCCAGAGGAGCAGCUCUGUUUCUGGUCUGAGGCCAGAAGCCUCCAGCUAAAGCUGACAGCCCUCCCAGCUGGAGACAGCCCUCUGGGUCCUGCACGUUCAGGACUGACCUGCUGGAGCCUAAACACACAGCACUGUGAGUACGGACCAACUGCAACACUUCACUGGAAGGAGUAGAACUACCAUGUAACCAUAGUAACACCUGCAGUAACACUAACUACAUAGUAGCUGCUGAGCAGUUGCACUUAGCGGUACAAGUUAUACGUGAGUGAAACUUGGUAUGGGGGAAGGGGAGCUGUCCUGGCCCCCCUCCCCCCUCCCCCAUCCUGGGCCUUCUUACACUUGUGUAACAACCUAUAACAGAAAGACACCUAUAACACUAAACACCAUUCAGUUACAGUCAUUCCUCUUCCAGUGUUGUUACUGUAAGUCUGACUGUAGUUACAUGGUAGUCAAUGUAACCUCAUUGUAAAGUGUUGCAGGACCCACUAACAGAAUCAGGAUCAAAUACAUAGUACUUCUUCAUACUUGACUAGUUAUAAAGUAAUAGUAUUAUUCUCUUAUUUUUGUAGAGACAAAGAAAAUGAAAAUAUAUAAAUGUGGAUAACAAACACGUUGAAAUGUCACACUAGGAACUUGACCGAAGGCACAAUAAUCACAGAUGUAAUAAUGUUAUGGUUUAAAUCGUACAACUCUUCUAGUUAGUCUGCUCCACAUGGCCUUUGUUCACGUGUUCACCUCCAAGCUGCUGUAAUAAGUACUAGGAGAACUUGUACAGACGUUGAUUCCGUAAUGUAGAAGCACAAGAGAUCACCUGGAGCCCAACUACCGAAGCCCUCACAGGGCUGGACCCCCCUGAGGCCAGGUCUCUGUCCAUGCCUGACCUUGUCUGAUGGUGGAGAAGCAGUACAGGGACAGCUGAUGGUUCAGGAGUUCAGGCCUGAACUCCUGGCAGCAUCCAUCUCUCCUCGCGCUCUCUCCACACAUCUUGAUGUUUUGAGGAGACGCUUUUCCAAUGAUUUAAAAUGGGGAAAAUACACAAUGUUUUGUAAGUGCCCAUUUUAAUCUGCUAUUGUCAAUGUUGUAGAAGUUGAAGUGUUUUAUUUAGGUUAACACCAAUGUAGUUGUUUUAUGAAGUGCAUACAUGUUUUUAAUGAUUAAGUCUGUCGUGAAGCGAGUGAAUCUUGUUAGCUGUUGUCUGGUUUGGUUCAGGGUCAUGUGUUUUCAUGUUUUGGAAUCUCAAGAAUUCUAGAAUGAGCGGACACCAUUCUGUUCCAUCGUGGGACAUUCUACUCACUAGUCUCUGAGGAGUUCAAGUCUGGUUUGAACUCGAGGCUUGUGUUUUUCAAUUCCAGAUUAAUCCUAAACCUGGACUGAAAAUAAUCUGGAAUUAGGAGAGGCUUUUAGUCAAGGAUAUCGGGUUUAAUCUGGUCUGAGAAACUGGUCCCAUGCUGAUAUCUGCUGUCCUCUUCCUUUCAUGUUAUUGUCAUGGUGGUGGACCAGUGCUGUUGCUUCCUCAGGAACAUGUCUGGUGUGCAUGUUCUACCAUCCAUGUCUGACAGGAGCUCUCUCCUGGUGUUUCACGCCAAAGCCAGUUCAUGCGUGUCUUGUGUUUAUGGUUUGGGGCAGUUUAAGUGUUUUGAUAUCGUAAACUAUCAAGUCUUAACUGACCUGUCAGCUUUAUACUGGCUGUCCAAAGAAUAAUCUUGACCUGAGAAAAAAAGUAGUGUUCGUCCUGAAGGCAAAACUACCAGGCAGUCAAAUGAUUAAAAACCCCGGAUGUUUCCCACUGUAAACAUGUACAGACACCACUUUGUCUUACUCAACCAUAAUGUGAUCAUUCAUCCUCACAAAAAAUACCUCGUAGUUGUCCAAAGCAUAUAGAACGUUAACUCGCACUGUGUUGAUGCUAGCUGUGUUUUUACCUGAAGAGAAUAUAGGCCAUAGGUUUCAUUUUUUAUGUUGUCAUACCGAAGUUUCAUUUCCGAAUGAGACUGCUGUGAAAUAUUUCUAUAUGCAAGGACCAUAAAAUGUUAUUUGUGAAUAGACGGCAGAAUUGGUAAUACUUACACGGAUGUUUGGGUGGCACCUUCUCAGUUUCCAAGCGAUCUGGGGUUCAGUAGUGGCGUCAACCAAGCUAGCAUCUUCGCCCUGCUUCAUGGGCUGUGCCAUAUUCUUGCCGAGACAAUCCACUAAUGAACAACAUUUUUAUGGUUCCUAGAGGUUAUUUUUCGACUCCUUUUUAGUGACAUCUUUUGCAAGAUACCUUGAUAUUUUCUUAUGUAGAGUAUAAGCACUGAACUGUUUCCAUGUUCCUUCUUCAUACCUGAAAUUACUUGAAGUGUGAAUCUGUGCUUUAAUCCUUUAUACUUUUGCUCUUUAUUAAACAACCCAAGUGCUUAUUAGUUAUUGAAGAUUCAAAAAAAGAACUAUAAGCACAUUUAGAACCACACUGUUUGUUGGCCUAGUCUGAGAUUAGACAUAGAGGUAUGGCAAAGACAACUGACACUUGAUCAGUGGCGGUUCUAGACACAUUUUACGGGGCCAAAGGGGGGCCAGUGUUUAAUCAGAGGGGCACAUUAAAAGACGGAAACAAAUUAUAUUUAAACAGUAAAGACUUUAAUUUUUGCCUUACAUUAAAAUCAUACAAAUGGCUCUGGCACUCCCUGUUCCAGGUCCUCAGCUCUCUCAAUACCUUGAUAUGUUUCUCUCACUUUUGUAUUUACUGGGGCAAAAAGGCUGUAAUGUCCCUUCCUCGUUUCAUGAUGACUACUACAAGAAGAAAAACAACAUAAAAUAACAAAUAUUUUUAUUAUUCAGUCAGCACAGGGGGGCCAGGGACAUUUUUACAGGGGCACUGGCCCCUGUAGCCCCCUUUGUAGAACCGCCACUGCACCUCAUGAAUGAAGGCUGUGAUUGUGGCCAGAUGAAUUGUGAAUAGCUUGUGUAGUGACAACUCAUACAUUCACCAGUUGUGCAGUUGAGAUGAAGCGAAUCCACUGGAAACUGACUUCUCCAUCAUCGAGGCAGAACUGUAAACCCUAACCCUGUAAACCGCUGAUAUAGAACGAGGCUGAGCUAGACCAGAGAGCGCGAGGAAACAUGCCACAGUAAUUUCAAAAACGAUAAUAAAUAUUAUCCGUUGAUAUUUAUUAUCAUGUCCGUUUAUCUGACGUCUUGUCUAUCUUCUUUGUUUGUCAGAAUUCUUCCUCAUCAUUCCAAAACAAACCUUGAGCCGUGGUGCGCCCGGCUGCUCAGGUUGUGCCUUCAUAAUAUCUGUUGUGAUUAUAAUUUUUAUACUGUUGGAUGUGGUAAAAGUGAGCAGAGGUCUACUUUGACUGAAGCAGAUUCACGGAUCCAAAUGAUGUUAGUCUUGAUCACGACACCAAAGCGUUACAACACCUCACAUUAAGAUUACACCGCCUACCAUGAAAGUACUUACCAGUAAUUCCUCUUCCCCUGUUAGCCCACCCUCCCCUCCCCCAUAGCAAGUUUCACUUGAGUAAUAACUUGUAGGCCUGCCACUAAACCACAAUGGUGUGUAACUACAUAGCGGUUCCUGUGCAUUUACAAUGUAACUAUAGGUGCUGCUAUGUGGGUACAUGGUAGUUAAUGUAACAUUCAUGUUAAGGGUUGAUGAGGAUUUUCCAAAUGACCUGUGAUGCCUUGCUGUUGGGACCUGCUGUGUGGUAGUUGGGGUCAUGUGUUGGGCAUUACGUUCAAGAACUCUCAUUAAAUGUCCUCUGUUUUUAACUGGAUUAAUUAUUGUGAAAAGACUAUUGUUGUCUUAAAAAAAUAAAGUCAUUUUUGAUUGCAA